This is a messenger RNA of Drosophila willistoni, 2967 nucleotides long. RefSeq names its product probable ATP-dependent RNA helicase CG8611. Gene Ontology annotation, cellular component: nucleus. NCBI's taxonomy places the organism in Eukaryota, Metazoa, Arthropoda, Insecta, Diptera, Drosophilidae. Gene Ontology annotation, molecular function: nucleic acid binding; ATP binding. The record is from RefSeq and is a predicted model, not a curated record. The coding region runs from base 95 to 2848 and encodes 917 amino acids. The transcript has 5 exons. Gene Ontology annotation, biological process: ribosome biogenesis.
GUUUCAAACAGCUGUGCUGUGGUAUCAGGCCGCGCACGUUUUUCUUUUAUUUACAAAUUCCGUUGGCAGUUAAAUUUUGCCAAACUGCCACAGAAUGAUGGAUAAUUUAAUGCUAAAUGUAAAUGUGAGACCAGGAAAUGAUAAAAAGCCUCCAAACAAGACGCCAAUACAGAAACGUGUUGUCAGGCCCAGUGGAGGAGCUAAUGAGAAUUUUGAUUUCCAAUUCAAUGCGGCGGAUAAGCCCAAGGCAAAGGCUAUAGUAGUGAGGAGAAGACGUUUACCCACCACCUCUACGCCCAGUGCCACACUCAAGCCCAGCACAGGAGACGACUUAAUGUUCAAUGUGUCGACAACACCAAAAGUUCCAGAGAUUAAGAAGAUUUCCAAACCCGCUGAGACACACGGUGAGGAUCUGAUCAUAAAUGUGACCACCAGCCAGCCUCAAAUCUCUUCUCUGGUGGGCCAGAAACCCAAGGCCAAGUUGAGUCGAGCCGAACGCCUGGGUCAGAAAAAGCGUGGCCAGCAGCCGUUGGUCAAGUUAACGGACGAGCAAUUGAAGCGCAUUCAGCGCCGACCACAGAAUCCCAAUAAAUUGCCACGACCCGGUGAUUUGUUUAAGGCCGAAAUGGAUGAACAAAGACGACAAAAGAAACUGAACGAGGAAGUCAUAGAGAAACAUGCAGAGAAUAAGAUAGCUGAGGAAGUUGAGCAACAGGAGAAGACCGAAUCCAACAAGGAGGAGACACAAAAGCCAAAACCAACGAAUCGAUUUCGUACACCAAAAAUUGGUCUCUUCGAUCAGAGUGAUGUGGAGGCGCUCCAGCAAUUGGGCCAACGUGCCGUUAAGCCAGUCAAAGAGACAAUAUUCUCAACGAGUAAAGUGAAAAGUUUGCCCUUGCAUCCGCAUGCGGUGAAGAAUCUAGAGGAUUUACUUAGCAUACGCGACCUGACGACAGUGCAAGAGAAAGCCAUACCACAUAUAUUGGCUGGCAAAGAUGUCCUGGUACGAUCCCAAACAGGAUCAGGCAAAACAUUGGCCUAUGCCCUACCUUUAGUCGAAAAACUGCAGGCACAAGUGCCCAAAAUUAAGCGUACCGAUGGUGUAAUGGCUCUAGUUAUAGUACCCACACGAGAAUUGGUCAUGCAGACAUAUGAGCUCUUGCAGAAGCUAGUGAAACCCUACACAUGGAUAGUGCCAGGGUCAUUGCUAGGCGGCGAGAGUCGUAAGAGUGAGAAGGCUCGCCUUAGGAAGGGCAUCAAUAUACUGGUGGGCACACCUGGCCGCCUAGUUGAUCAUCUCCUGCACACAGCUUCAUUUAAGUUGACAUCGUUGCAGUUUCUUGUUCUCGACGAAGCCGAUCGCCUGCUAGAGUUGGGCUAUGAACGCGAUGUCCAACAGCUGGUCGAGGCCAUAGAUAAGCAAAGAGCUGAAAAUGAGAUAGUCACCAAGAUGCAGCGUCUCCUGCUAAGUGCCACAUUAACGACACAAGUCCAACAGUUGGCCGGGCUUACGCUCAAGGAGCCGCUCUACAUUGACAAUAGCGAUGAGGCCGCCAGUUUGGCCCUAAAUGGCAAAAGCGGCUACCAAAAAGAGUCCAUUGAGGCGCAAUUGGGUGAUGAUGGUCUAGGCGAAUAUCAGGAGGAUGUAACCGGAGUGCUUAGCAUACCAGAGAAUCUGCAUCUUAGCUAUAUUGUUGUGCCGCCAAAGUUACGCCUGGUGGCCAUUUCAGCGUUGCUGGCCAAGGAGCUGGCAGCUAGUCCAAAGCAAUUUAAAGCAAUUAUCUUUAUGAGCACAACGGAAAUGGUUAACUUUCAUCAUGAUAUGCUCAAUGAGGCUCUAACUCAGCGUGUUCUUGACGAGGAUGACGAAAAAUCUGAUGACGACGACGAUGACAAUGACGAGGGAAGGCCCCUGUUGCAGGGACUACGUUUCUUCAAAUUACAUGGUUCCAUGACACAAACAGAACGCCAGGGCGUCUUUCAUGGCUUCCGCGAGUGUCCCAGUUGUGUCCUGUUGGCUACCGAUGUUGUCGGACGUGGCAUCGAUGUGCCCGAUAUCAAACUUGUGAUCCAGUACACUCCACCGCAGACAACCGCUGAUUUUGUCCAUCGUGUGGGCCGAACCGCACGAGCCGGACGCAAGGGUAGAGCCGUGCUCUUUUUGGCCCCAAGCGAGGCUCAGUUUGUGCGGCAUCUGGAGAAGAAGAGGAUACGCAUUCAGCAGGGUGAUAUGUAUGCCUAUUUGCAGGCCCUUUUGCCUCGCGACGAUGAGGCGCGUACUGUGCAGGAGGCGGCCUCCAAUUUGCAGCAUAAAUUUCAGACACUUCUCGAGGAUGAUCGGGAAUUGCAUGACAAGUCCUGCAAGGCUUUUGUCUCAUGGAUGAAGUUCUAUUCGACAUUUCCCAAGGAACUGAAACCCAUAUUUAAUGUACGCAUCGCUCAUAUGGGACAUUUUGCCAAAAGUUUUGCCCUGAAAGAGGCACCGACUAAAUUUGCCAGCAAACAUGCAGCACCUAAACCAGCACCGCCAACCAAUCGUUUAACCUAUACAGAAAGAGAUCCCGAGAGAAUGCAACAACAGAAACGCAAUAAGCGGCGACUCUUUACCACAACGGUAAAUGGUGAAGUGCGUCAAAUGCAGCAACAGAGCAAUGAAAAUCGAGGAGAUGGAGCAACGAGAGCAGGAGCUGGAAAAAUACCAGGACCAGGACCAAGAGAAGGCGGUGGCGGUGUCGGUAUCGGGCGCAGCAGUUUCAUGAAAAGUCUAAGCAAAUCCCGUGCUCUGAAUAUAUCCGAGUUUGAUAGUGGUCUACCAACAGCGGGACAGCCCAAGAGGCGCAAACAGUAGCCAUCAUCCACAUCCCCAUUCACAUCCACAUCAUCGUCAUCCUGAUUUGAGGAGCAUUUUGAUGUCUGUUCAAGCAUUUAAUCGAAAAUAAAAUUGCAAGAGCAAAAAUGAAAAUCUAA